This is a messenger RNA of Bathycoccus prasinos, 888 nucleotides long. RefSeq lists its product with no specific name. The coding region runs from base 1 to 888 and encodes 295 amino acids. NCBI's taxonomy places the organism in Eukaryota, Viridiplantae, Chlorophyta, Mamiellophyceae, Mamiellales, Bathycoccaceae. The transcript has 2 exons. Gene Ontology annotation, molecular function: GTPase activity; GTP binding. The record is from RefSeq and is a predicted model, not a curated record.
AUGGCAUCAUCAUCACACCAACAAAGACCGAACGGGGCUUCCGUGGUGCCGCUUUCAAAGUACAAGCUGGUAUUCCUCGGAGUGCGUUCUUGUUAUCUCGUCCUCUUCUGUCAAGAAGAAGAAGAAAGAGAAGCGGAGGAAAAGUAUAGCAUCUCGUCAUCGUUUCGGUUUUGUGGUGGUUUCGUUGAAGAAGAAUGCAUCGCUGACUUUUCCUCUUUAUGUAUUCAACAGGACCAAUCGGUUGGGAAAACGUCCGUCAUCUCUCGCUUCAUGUACGACAAAUUCGACGCGACGUAUCAAGCGACGAUCGGCAUCGAUUUUUUAUCGAAAACGGUACACUUGGAGAAUUCUCGAGGCGUUCGAUUACAACUGUGGGAUACAGCUGGCCAGGAGCGAUUUCGAUCGUUAAUUCCUUCGUACAUCCGAGACUCCUCGGUGGCGGUGAUUGUGUACGAUGUGGCGAAUAGGCAGUCGUUUUUAAACGUCGCGAAGUGGAUCGACGAGGUGAAACAAGAGAGAGGAGAGAACGUGGUCAUCGCGAUUGUCGGGAACAAGACGGAUUUGGUGGAAGAGAGAGAGGUGGAGACAGAGGAGGGGGAAAAGUUCGCCAGAGGGUUGAACGUUGGUAAUAGCAGUAGUCAUAGCGAGAGCGGUAGUACGAACGGCGGCAACGGAGGCGCCAUUUUCAUCGAGGCGAGCGCGAAAGCCGGGUAUAACGUGAAAGCUUUGUUUAGGAAAAUUGCGAUGGCGUUGCCCAGCGCAGACGUGAACGCGAAUAAUACUAAUAACAAUAAUAAUAGCGCGAGUGAAGCGAACGCGAAAGAGCAACUGGUGGAUGUGAAAUUAACUUCGACGAAUGCGAAUUCCGCGAGCGGCUGCGCGUGUUGA